AUGACAUCGCCGCUUUCAACGAAUUACUUUACACGGGCGAUGGAGUUGGCCCACAUGUGCAUCCCAGAUGUGACGCCGCAGGAGCGACUGGAAGCGGAGCGAUAUCUCAUGUCUCUGCGUGCCACCGCGGACGGCCUGAAUUUGUCCUUCCACAUCAUUAGCAACGAACCGGUGCAUGAUCUUCGUUGCUUUUGGGCCUUUAACACGAUUAUGCAUCACCUUCCGGCUAUUGCGGGCAGUAUCAACGACGCCCAGGCGGAGGAACUCUACUGCACACUUUUUUCGUUUAUCUACCGGUAUUUUUUUUCCUCUUCUACCUUGCAGCGACAGCCGAUGGACUUCCUUGCCAACAAGCACGCCCAACUGAUGGUUGCGGGGCUUCAGGAAUUUUUUCCAUCUCGUUGGACGUUAUUCUUUGAUGAUGCCUUUGAGCUUUUUGAGCGUCGUGGAAUUCUACCGCAUGUUGGCGAUGCCGUAACGGUAUACGUGCUGCGGUUAUUUGAGUACAUUGACGAGCGUGUCGUGUCGGUACGGGCACAAACAAACCGUUGUCGGGAAUUACGGGCACGAGAUAUGGAGCUGAAGGAUGCUAUGCGUGAAAAUGUCAUGCCACGUGCUGUGACGACAUGGUAUGUCAUAUUAUGUGACUGUCGUAUUCGGGCACCGGAAAUUGCCAAACUUUGUCUUACGGUUGUGCAGACGUACAUUGAGUGGGUGGAUUUUACCCUCUUUAUAACCGCCGAGUGGAUCAAUUUGCUUUACUUUCUCGUCACAGCCCCGGCUGUGCGGGGUGCGGCAUGUGAAUGCAUAUUCAGUCUUGUGGAGAAGAAACAAUUACCGGUUGCAAAGCUGGAGUCACUGCGUACACUCAACAUUGUGGAUGCCCUUCCGCGUAUUGUUAGUUUGCUGCAAGUGCCACCCAAGACGGAGGAGGAUGUGAACUUCCUCGAGGUUGUAGCGCGGCUUACACGGGCUGUUGCAGAGCAGUUUUUGUUUCUCUUUGAAAACAUAUCGGCUGCAACGGCUGAUGGUGGUAGCCCCAAUAGGCUUUACAACUCUCCGAUGAAACACCAUUCUGUCCAUGCAUCCGAGAAGGGCGAAGCUAUUUUUAAUGGCAGGACCGUCAUGGGUGCAUGUUACACUACCGCCAAGAACAGCAGCAACAGCAAAGGGGAGGUACCGCUACAAUCCGAUUGGGUGUUCUCUAGGGAUUGUAUCGACAAUGUACGUGCAGCACUGGAUACGAUUCUCACUUAUUUGUUGCGUUUGUUGAGCAUUAAUCAUAGUGAUGUGAGCAAUACGCUUCUGCCGUUUGUACAGGUGUACCUAAAGUCCGCGGCGCUACAUGAAGAGCGGGCGGGGGAGAUACUGCUCCGACUAUACGACCACAGCCUGAUACAAGGCCUUGCGGAGGAGGAGGAUCAAAUGUGGCUGGACGAUAUCAUUGAUCAACGAAAACAGAUUCAUAACCUUAUCCGUCUUUUAUUUCGGCGCUAUCCAACUAUUGUGUUGCAGCAUCUACGGCUAUGUGUUGCACAGGCAAGCACACCCGUGAGUGUCGAAGAGUGUUUCAGGAAUAAAAUGGACGAUCAGAACCGUGGCGACCACCAGGAGUACCACCUGCAUGUCGAGAAUGCCUCCGUCAUGGGUGGAGGUGGGGCGAAGAAUCGACAUGCGGAAGAGAUUGAGGCGACAUUGCGAUACUUGUAUGAAGUUGGUGAGUCGGUUCGAAUGGAAAGACUGCGAAAUGCGGAAGAUGAGUUUUCUCAACUUGUUUGUACCGUUUUGUCCUCUGAAUGCAUCGCCCAAUGCCCAUGUGCCGUUGUCCAUCUCAGUUACUUUGAGGUUCUGGAUCGGUACUAUGCCUUCUUCAUUUACCACAGUGAGUGGAUCCCGCUUCUGUUGCAGCGUCUUCUACUACUGCCUUAUGGCGUCACCAAUCGACAUCCUCGUGUCCGCGCGCGUGUGUGCUAUCUGUUUGGGCACCUUGUACAGUUACUGAAAACACACCUGUCACCGCACAAGAAGAGUAUUGUAAAUGCCUUGCAGGAUAUAUUUUCCUCUGGGGUGUUGCAACCAAGCGAUUGCUGUGAAUUGUAUGAGGCUACUGGAAACGUCUUGAGUUCAAUGUCGCGUACAUCUACAAGUGGGAUGGAUGAGGGGGCGAUGGUUGUGCGUUUCAUAGAAAUCAUGUUGAAAGGACUUCGUGAUGCGUCUUCUUUGGUUUCUUCUCAUCAGGUUAUGACCGGGGACUCUUCCGCAUGCUCGGAGGCGGUGGCCGAUCAAAUUUCCUUUUUAACGGCAUUGGCCAAAGGUCUUCGAGGUGGUGGUGGGGGCGGUGUUGCUGGUCCCAAUGACACGAUGACUCAUCAAGGCGGUGGCAGUAGCGGUGAAGGUGUCGAUGUGGUGAUUGUCAAGACAUUUCAUAGCGUCACAAAUGAUGUCAUGAGGGCACUGAUUGCAUGGCAUGCGUCCGCAUCUGUUCGAGACAGGGCGGCACAAUACUUCACUCAAAUGAUACACAUAUUACCGUUUGAGUGCAUGGAUGCCUAUUUUACGGCAUAUAUUACAAACUGGUUAGCGUGGAUGGAGGCUAUACCGGAACUUACGAAGCUGCUCCGUUUACUCUUUCAUUUUAUUCACCGUAGUGGGUCCUGUGUGGGGGCUUUGCUUACCACCACACUGCCAGUUGUAUUGCACAAAGUGACAGCUGUUGGGGACUUGUUGAUAUCGCCAGAGGAGAUGGAACUUGUCUCGGAAAGUACCCGUGAGAAGCGUGAGGUGUACCGUCAACUGUUUGCCGUCCUACAAGGUGCUACCCAAGCUGGAUGUGUCUCCAUCAUUCUAUCACUUCCUUCUGCGAAUCUCAUGCCUUUACUUUCACAGUUGCUUGCGGCGAUGCAUCUUCCCGUUGAGACGGAGUUACCAAAGCUGGCACUGCAGAUUAUAACAAAAAUUACCACGACGGGAUGGGCGGAGGGAGUCGGUCCUCCCAAAGAUUAUGCCACAAAGGAUAGGCCUUAUAAUCAUCAUCCUCAUGGGGGUACGAAUAAGAGUGAUAAUUCUACGAUGGACAUGGGGAACAAUUUAUACGACGGUGGUGGUGAUGGUGCCUGGACCUUGUUUGUACUAAAUGAGGUUGUACCGACACUGUUGCAACGUUUUCUGUUACCUGAAUUUGACGUGAAGGAUGCGAAGAACUUCCUUCUUAUUGGUGAAUUUGGGUUGCUAUUGAAGGCAUUGAUGAAUCGAUUGGGCCCAAGUGAUCCCUCCCUCUAUAUGUUUCUUUACAACAUGUUGCAGCCAUUGGUGGGGGAGGAGGAGGUGACAGGACUUGUAACGGCACUUCAAAAGGAACCAAACUUCUCUACAGAGAUGAGAAUGCGCUUUAGAAACAUGUUGCAAGCGGCGAAGGAGCGUCAGACAACAGGCAGUGAAAUGAAAUGA
This is a messenger RNA of Trypanosoma cruzi, 3447 nucleotides long. RefSeq names its product tRNA exportin, putative. Bases 1 to 3447 code for a protein of 1148 amino acids. NCBI's taxonomy places the organism in Eukaryota, Euglenozoa, Kinetoplastea, Trypanosomatida, Trypanosomatidae. Gene Ontology annotation, cellular component: cytoplasm; nuclear pore; nuclear matrix. The record is from RefSeq and is a predicted model, not a curated record. The transcript has a single exon. Gene Ontology annotation, molecular function: tRNA binding; small GTPase binding. Gene Ontology annotation, biological process: tRNA re-export from nucleus.